Caenorhabditis angaria is the source of this 890-nucleotide messenger RNA. The record is from the annotation of a GenBank genome assembly. NCBI's taxonomy places the organism in Eukaryota, Metazoa, Nematoda, Chromadorea, Rhabditida, Rhabditidae.
AUGAUAAAAAUCACGAUUUUCACUAUUUUUCUAUCUCAAAUUCCCUUUUCUCAAAAUCAAAAAUCUUGCAAUUUCAUCGAAAAUCAGAUUCUCGACACAAAAUGCCGUGAAAAUUUGGAAAAACUAUAUGGAGAACUUCGAAAAAAUGCGAAUAUUUCCGAUGGACAUUUUCCGCCGUAUGAAAAUGCGAGAAAAUCGGCGGAAUUUUGUGAAAAAUCAAUGGUUUUUUUUUUGAGGUGCCAAGGAAAGCCUGGAUUAGAAAAAUUUUAAAAGUUGAAAUUCAGAAAAAAUCUAACAUUUUUUACUGUUUCAAAAUGUUUUGAAUAUUUCGAUCUUUUCUGUAAGUUUAACUGAAAAAUAGAAAAUUUUUUGAAACAGAAAAUUUUAUCAAUAUUGUUCAAAAAAUAUCACUGUUUCAAAUAUUUUAUUUAAAAAAUUUCCAAAAAAAUCCAAUAGUUGUACGCUUAAAUCGUAUGAAAAAUCAUCAAGUUGGAACUUUUAAUUUAAAAUAAAUUUAAUUUAAAAUAAAAUCGCCCAAUACAAUCAAUUUUCAGACUUGCCUUAACUCAAUAAAUUGUUCUCGUUCAAUCUCUGUAAAAGUGCACAUUUUACCAGUUUGUCAAGGAAUUCGACAAUUUUCCGGAGAAUUUGGAAAAUGUAUAAGUGAACUUCAGAAAAAUCCGAAUUUGAAAAAACUGGCAAAUUUUUCAUCAUGCUCAAAAUUUCUUCCCACCGACAAAAAUCCGGAAUCCUCUUUGAAAUGCGAAAUUUUUACGCGAGGACAAAAUUCGAAAUGUUUCGAAAAUUUGUUGAGGGAAAUGUGUGGAGAUUCGGCUUUUCGAAAUUUUCAGCAAAUUUCAGAACAACUCAAGGAUUCUUUGGGAUGUUAG